This is a messenger RNA of Grosmannia clavigera kw1407, 1275 nucleotides long. Its product is annotated as mitochondrial carrier protein. The transcript has 2 exons. The record is from RefSeq and is a predicted model, not a curated record. Bases 1 to 1275 code for a protein of 424 amino acids. NCBI's taxonomy places the organism in Eukaryota, Fungi, Ascomycota, Sordariomycetes, Ophiostomatales, Ophiostomataceae. Gene Ontology annotation, biological process: mitochondrial transmembrane transport.
AUGUUGUCUGCGACAGCCGGGAGUCUCGCUACUGGUCUACUGGUGACGCCCCUCGAUGUUGUCCGGAUACGAUGGCAAUCUCAGAGAGUAUCCCAGCCGGUUAUCGACUUUGAGAAGCUACCCGCCAAUUUCCGAAAGAUAAUGAGUUCGUCUAAUGCGUUCCGAGCUUCCGAUAUUGGCGUCACGGCCUGCUGCCGUGAAGUUUUCUACAUGAAUGCCAAUACUGAGAUGUGUCUUGCUGGUGCCGGAAAAGCCGAAUCCGCCGCCGCUGCUGCUGCCGCCGCCGCUGCUGCCGCAAUGUCGAAGGACUGCGCAGUUGAACAGCACCAGCAGAAGACAUUCAACUCCACCAUGGAUGGACUUCGAAAGAUUGCCCGGAACGAAGGAUUAUCUACGCUUUGGCGCGGGCUCUCCCCGACGCUGGUCAUGUCGGUCCCGGCCAACAUCAUUUACUUUACAGGUUACGAGUGGCUACGUUUCAACCCAAACAGCCCUGUCUCGCACAUCUCGUCAGAGCAGUAUGCUCCGCUGGUCGCUGGCUCUUCGGCACGUAUCAUGGCUGCGACGGCUGUUGGCCCUAUCGAACUAUUUCGGACGAGAUUACAAGCAUCGGAAGGCGCAUCUACUACUGGAAUUCUGCAGGACACCUUCCGGGAUUUUCGGUCUAUGGUGCAGACACACGGAUACUGGUCGCUCUGGCGGGGACUAACGCUGACGCUGUGGCGUGACGUGCCCUUCUCUGGCAUGUACUGGUGGGGGUACGAGACAGUACGUGGACAGAUAACGGAGGCGAGAGAGCGACGUCGCGGCCGGGAACGAGUCCUGGACCUGGACGGGCAGCGGCGGGGGGUGCAAAGGCAACGUCGGCCGUCGCAGAGCCGCGAGAACCACAGCGACACCUUCCUUGACAGCUUUACCGCAGGUGCACUGUCCGGAGCGGUUGCGUCGAUCGCGACGAUGCCAUUCGACGUCGGCAAGACACGCACACAAGUGUUUCGGGAUGUUCAGAUGGCCGGCAUUGACCCGAAGGCAGUGUCGGCAGCGACGGUGCCCGUGCCGGAGGGGCAGAACAUGGGUCGCCUGCUGUGGCACAUCUACCGGACAGAGGGUAUACCCGGACUCUUCAAGGGCUGGAUCCCCCGAACCCUAAAGGUGGCACCCGCAUGCGCCAUCAUGAUCAGCAGCUACGAAGUUGGAAAGAAAAUGUUCCGGGGCAUAAAUGAACGAUCGCUAGAGCGGGAAUUCGGGGGCAACAUUCACAAGGAUGGGUCCUAA